GACCGGAGCAUCUCUGUCCGUGUCUCCGCGCUCGGUAACGGCUGUCAGAUUCAUUCCUCUCUGGACACUUCGACAUGUCUUCGGGCUGGUCAGCGAACGACCACAAGAGCUACUCGAACCCGCCGUCCGCCGCCGUGAAGCGGGCGAGAAACGACUCAGGGAACAAAGUGACGGUGAUUCUGGGAGCGCAAUGGGGAGACGAAGGCAAAGGAAAAGUUGUUGACUUACUGGCGACGGAGUCUGACGUCGUGUGCAGGUGUCAGGGAGGAAAUAACGCCGGUCACACAGUGGUGGUGGACGGGAAAGAGUAUGAUUUCCAUCUUCUUCCCAGUGGGAUCAUCAACACCAAGUGCACAUCAUUCAUCGGCAACGGCGUGGUCAUUCAUCUCCCAGGAUUAUUUGAGGAGAUUGACAAGAAUGAGAAAAAAGGUCUGAAAGGAUGGGAUAAAAGGCUGGUGAUCUCAGACCGGGCUCACAUCGUGUUUGACUUUCACCAGGCCGUGGACGGACUUCAGGAGGUUCAGAGACAGGCUCAGGAAGGACAGAACAUAGGAACGACUAAGAAAGGCAUCGGCCCGACGUACGCCUGCAAAGCGUCUCGCACCGGGCUCCGCAUCUGUGACCUGAUGGCUGACUUCAGCGACUUUUCCACCCGGGUGAAGAACCUGGUGCAGCAGUAUCAGUCCAUGUACCCGGCGCUGAAGGUGGACGUGGAGGGCGAGCUGAAGAAGCUGAAGGACUACGCCGAGAGGAUCAGACCGCUGGUCAGGGACGGAGUCUACUUCAUGUACGACGCAAUUCACGGGCCGCCCAAGAAAAUCCUGGUGGAGGGAGCGAACGCGGCGCUGCUGGACAUCGACUUCGGGACGUACCCGUUCGUCACGUCGUCUAACUGCACGGUGGGAGGCGUUUGCACCGGACUCGGGAUCCCGCCGGCGAACAUCGGAGACGUGUACGGAGUGUCGAAGGCUUACACCACUCGGGUCGGGAUCGGGGCCUUUCCCACCGAACAACUCAACGCGGUGGGCGAGCUGCUGCAGACCAGAGGUCACGAGGUGGGCGUGACCACGGGCAGAAAGAGACGCUGCGGUUGGCUGGAUCUGGUUAUCCUCAAAUACGCUCAUAUGAUCAAUGGAUUCACUGCCAUCGCUUUGACUAAACUGGACAUCCUGGAUGUUCUGGAUGAGAUUAAAGUGGGUGUUGCCUAUAAGAUCAGCGGAAAGAGAGUCCCGUAUUUCCCAGCCAACAUGGAGGUUCUGCAGAAGGUGGAGGUUGAAUACGAGACGUUCCCGGGAUGGAAGACGGACACAUCGGCUGCCAGGAAGUGGAACGAUCUUCCUCCUAAAGCUCAGAACUACAUCCGCUUCGUGGAGAAUCACAUCGGCGUUCCUAUUAAAUGGGUCGGCGUUGGAAAAUCCAGGGAAUGCAUGAUCCAGAUGUUCUAGAUUCCUACCCACAAUCCUCCCGACGGAAGACCACCUCUUAAUGUCCAGGCUUUGUAAGCAUCGCUUGAUGUGGAGUUUUUGGGAUUCAUUCGGUCGUGUUUUGUUGCCGUUUCCAGUAAGACACAUAAAGCAAACCCCCUGAAACUGUGUUUAUUUCCUUCUUUUGGUCGCAUGCCUUUCGUGCUCCUUUGUGGCUUGUUUCCCAGCGUUUUGUCUGAUGGCAGAUAUAAUUAGGUGCGUCAGAAAUAGAUGGGGACGGAGAACACGGUGUUCCUCUCAUCUAUGCCAAGAUGUUCUAGUCUCAGAGGAACCGUAGGGCCUUCACGAUCCAAGGCAGCGCGUCAAAAUAAACUUUUAAAACAA
Molecule: messenger RNA, 1808 nt
Organism: Puntigrus tetrazona (Sumatra barb)
Lineage: Eukaryota; Metazoa; Chordata; Actinopteri; Cypriniformes; Cyprinidae
Gene: adss1
Product: adenylosuccinate synthase 1
Exons: 13
Coding region: 75-1445 (456 amino acids)
Biological process (GO): IMP metabolic process; 'de novo' AMP biosynthetic process
Cellular component (GO): cytoplasm
Molecular function (GO): adenylosuccinate synthase activity; GTP binding
Source: RefSeq, a predicted model, not a curated record